AUGGCCUUCUCGGGUAUACUGUUGCCUGAUGAGUCGGCAAUUCCUCUGCAAGAAGAAUCAAUAUUCAGAUCUGCCCCAAUGACUUUGGUUCAAUUCUAUAUGACAUUGGAAUUAGCAAGAGAUGUAGUUAACGAAUUGGGUACUCUAGGAGAUGUUCAUUUCCGUGACUUAAACUCCAAAUUGACUCCGUUCCAAAGAACAUUUGUUAUGGAAUUGAGGAAAAUAGAUACAGUUGAAAGUCAACUUUCUUAUCUUUUUCAAAUGAUGGAAACUUAUAAGACAAUUAGAAGUGAUUUAUAUCUGUCCUUUAGUCCUGGAGCUGAGCCAUUGGCUACAGCAACAGAAGUGGAUGACAUGGUAAAUAGAGUCAAAGAAAUCCAUCAACGUAUUCUGCAACUCCAUGAAUCUUACACUUCAUUGGAACUGAAAAAGUUUAAAUUGAUCGAGAAUAGAUAUGUCAUCAAUGCGGUAAAUAACUUCCAUUCGCAGUCCUCUGGAUCCAAUCGUCCACGUGAACAGGCUUUUGAUUUUGAGAUUCAUGAUGAAUCAGAUGACGAAGACGACGUGGCUCUUUUAAAUGGAAGAAACCAUAGCUUGGAACUUGGAGGAACUGUAGAAAUGGACUCUGAAGCAUUAGAGGACUCUGGAUUCAACUCGAUUUCAGGCUCAAUUGUUCGAGAAAAGGUCCCAUUGUUACGUAAAAUUUUAUGGAGAACAUUAAGAGGUAACUUGUUUUUCCAUGACGUUCCAAUUGAAACAGAGUCUUCUUCAGAUUCACAAUUAAAUGAGAAAAAUAUCUUCAUAAUCUAUAUCCAUGGAGACUUUCUUAAACAAAGAGUAAGAAGAAUUAUUCAGUCAUUAGAUGGGGUAAUUUAUGGAAAUGUCGAUGGCAGUGCGAGUGUAAGGAAUGAAACUCUUGCACAACUUAAUCACAAUAUUUCUGAUUUGGAAAGUGUUGUGGAAAGUACUAGAAGUCACUUAGUUUCAGAAUUGGUUAUUUUUCAAGAUUCUUACGUCCAACUCUAUUUUGCUGUUCAAAGAGAAAAACGGAUUUAUCAAACAUUAAACAAGUUUGAUACAGAUGGUACCAGAAGAUGUCUUGUUGGAGAAGGUUGGAUCCCUAAAUCUGAAUUGAAUAAAAUUCGAGGCUCUUUGAAGAAUUUGAUUAGAAGAAAAACACAUGUCGCUUCUCCUUCUUCUUCGUCACAAGAAUCAAUUAGUUUAACAGGUACUGGAAUUUCUUCUGCUACAGCGGAAUCAGCCCAUUCGAAUUUCUCACUUGGAGUUGAUGAUGAAGAUAUUCUUGGUGAAAAUGAUGAAGAAAUUGGAGGAUCAUUAAUUGCAGUUGUCAAUGAACUUACGACAAAUCGUACCCCUCCAACUUUCCAUAAGACAAACAAAUUUACAGCAGCCUUCCAACUGAUUAUUGAUGCCUAUGGUAUUGCAACAUAUCAAGAAGUAAACCCUGGAUUGGCAUCAAUCAUUACAUUCCCAUUCAUGUUUGCCAUCAUGUUUGGAGAUUUGGGUCACGGUUUCAUUGUAUUUCUCAUUAGUUUAUUCUUGAUCAAAAACGAAUAUCAAUUUGGUCUCAUGAGAAAUAAAGAUGAAAUUUUUGAAAUGGCAUUUAAUGGUAGAUAUAUCAUUUUGUUGAUGGGGUUCUUCUCGAUGUACACUGGGCUUAUAUAUAAUGAUGUAUUUUCCAAAUCCAUGACAUUGUUUAAGUCUGGUUGGGAAUGGGAGUUCCCAGAAGGAUAUGAUUAUGCUAAAGAUGGUGCAAUUACUCUUACUGCUAAAAAAAUUGUUGGCAAAACCUACUGGUUUGGGUUAGAUUGGAUAUGGCAUGGAACUGAAAAUAAUUUACUAUUUACUAAUUCAUACAAGAUGAAACUUUCUAUUCUUAUGGGAUUUAUUCAUAUGAACUACUCAUUAUAUUUCAGUUUGGUUAAUUAUAGAUUUUUCAAAUCUAGAGUUGAUAUUAUUGGUAAUUUCAUUCCAGGAUUUCUUUUCAUGCAAAGUAUUUUUGGCUAUUUGACCCUUACCAUUAUAUAUAAAUGGUCAGUUGAUUGGAUUGGACAAAAUCGUGCUCCCCCUGGGCUUCUUAACAUGCUUAUCAACAUGUUUUUAGCUCCAGGAAAAAUCGAUGAACAAUUAUAUCCUGGGCAAAAAUUUGUUCAAAUUGUUCUUGUUUUGAUUGCACUUGUAUGUGUUCCGUGGUUACUUGUUUAUAAACCAAUGGUUUUGAAAAGACAAAAUGAUAAUGCUGUGCAAUUGGGAUAUAGUGAUUUGCAUUCUCAAUUACAUCAUGAUCUUCAACUCCAUGAAGAAGAAGAAGCAUUGGAACUGUUGGAAAACGAGCUUAACCAUGAUGGUGGAGAUGACGAAAUAGAUAUGUUGAAUGGCGAUUUUAGAUUUCCGAAUGAUAUUGAACCAUUGAACAUCAACUCCACUUCCCAUGGAGAUCAUGAUGAAUUCAAUUUUGGUGACAUCGUUAUUCAUCAAGUCAUUCAUACAAUUGAAUUCUGUUUGAAUUGUGUUAGUCACACUGCUUCAUAUUUGAGAUUAUGGGCAUUAUCACUUGCCCAUGCUCAAUUAUCAUCUGUUUUAUGGUCUAUGACUAUACAAAAUGCAUUUGGUGGAGGGACUGGUCCUAUGGGAAUUUUUAAAGUAGUUGUUCUUUUUGGCAUGUGGUUCGUAUUAUCUGUGUGUAUUUUAGUGUUGAUGGAAGGUACUUCCGCUAUGUUACAUUCUUUAAGAUUACACUGGGUUGAAGCCAUGUCCAAGUUUUUCAUUGGAGAAGGCUAUGCUUACGAACCAUUUACAUUUACCGAUAUAGAUUAUUAG
This is a messenger RNA of [Candida] anglica, 2841 nucleotides long. NCBI's taxonomy places the organism in Eukaryota, Fungi, Ascomycota, Pichiomycetes, Serinales, Debaryomycetaceae. The record is from the annotation of a GenBank genome assembly.